This is a messenger RNA of Batrachochytrium dendrobatidis JAM81, 1482 nucleotides long. RefSeq lists its product as uncharacterized. NCBI's taxonomy places the organism in Eukaryota, Fungi, Chytridiomycota, Chytridiomycetes, Rhizophydiales. The record is from RefSeq and is a predicted model, not a curated record. Gene Ontology annotation, molecular function: protein binding; mRNA binding. The transcript is spliced from 2 exons. Bases 1 to 1482 code for a protein of 493 amino acids.
AUGACUUGCACCAGACAUUACUACUUUUCAUCUGCAGCUUCUACAGCUUCAUUACCACAAACUCCAUCUACUAAAAAACUGAAUUAUGCUUGCAUGUCAUCAGUAUCCAAAACUAAUGCCAGUGCAUAUCAACCUCGACUUCCUCGACCUAGUCUUCGUCGUGCAGCAGCACAUAAAGAACCUACUGCAACUGUGCUACAUUCUACAAACAAUCCGAGUCUGCAAAUACCAUCACCUUUGGACACAUUUCUGCAAUCUCUACAGCAAGGCCGGUUCAAGGCAGCCAUCAGCCUCAUGAUCAAGAUCCAGCAAACGAAUCCAGCAUUGUUGGCAAACUUGCCCAUUCAGCACUAUACCCUUCUCAUCACUGGUUACUACUAUAACAAAAGUAAUUUACCUACACCACCGCCAUUGUCUGAGCGUAUUGUGCAAAUAUACUCCAGUCUUGCUUUCAUGCAUUCCAACAACAUUAUCUUGGAAUACGAUACCCUUUUGAUUGCUCUGGAAAUCUAUGGCCAAAUGGGUGAACCAGAUCAAAUUGCAUCAGUUUAUAGCACAUUAGUGAAACGAGGCUACUCGCAAACGGAUCCAUCAUUGCUUCGAGCAAUGUGUCGGGCAUACAUUUUUAGCGACAAUGAACCGGCAGGUCUGGACUAUUUCGCUCAACUUACACUUUUUAAACAAUCUACAUUCGACUACAAUUCUUUAAUAGAUGCGUAUGCUCUCAAGGGAAAUGAGGCAGGCAUGUUUUCGGUCCUGGAUAAGAUGCAAGGAGCUGGUCUUGAAAUGAAUGCAAACACCAUCGCUAUUAUCACACAGUACUUUUCAUCACGCAAGUGCUUGGAUAUGGUUAAAGCAUACAUAUCUCACUUUAAGAACCUUGGUGGAGUUUUGAAUCAGAAAUUGUAUCGAUUUCAAAUGAGUUUGGCGAAUGGAGAGGGCGAGUUUGAUCAAGUUAUGAGGCUUGUGGAUGAGAUGAAGGCAGCUGGAAUUCAAAUCAACGACACGAUUCGUAUAGAAAAACUGAUUGCCUAUGCUGGAAUGGGUGAUGCUCAAUCCAUGUGGAAACUCUAUAAGCAACUGGCACGAUCCACACACAUCUCUAGGCGAGGCAGUUUAGCCAUGGUCAAAAUGCUUGGUCCUGCUACCCAUCUAGCCGUUAUGGACCAAGUUCGUGUCGAUUCUUUGCAUUUUACCCUCUCACCUUAUCGAGUUCUUUCUGAUCUGUUGUCCGGAUACGCCAUCAUUCCAGAUAUCUUGUCGGCACGACGUAUUCUCGUUGAACUGGAACAAAUCGACGGGGUAAUGGAAAAUGCUUAUAUACUUGUUCUGUGGGCAUACUAUAACUCCAAUGAUGUAAAUGGAGCAAUAGAAUAUGCCAUGGAAAUCGGAGCUUCUCAGACGCCUGUAGGCAUAGAAUUUUGGAGCAUCUACCGAUCGUGUCUUUUACUACAGCGACAAUCGGUUGCUCCUCACAAUUGA